GGGGCGCCGCGGGCGCAGCCGCCCUCCCUCACCCCGGAACUCGCUGCUCGGGCAACGGUGGCGACCCGGGCCCAGCGCCGGCGGCACCGGCGGAGGCGGGCGGCAGCGCUGCCAUGUCCGAGGGCAGCAGGGGCAGCUCGGUGGCCUUCGGCCAGGUGGUGAUUGGGCCCCCGGGCUCCGGGAAGACGACCUACUGCCAUGGCAUGCAGCAGCUCCUGGGCAGCAUCGGGCGCAGGGUGGCCGUGGUCAACCUGGACCCUGCCAACGAGGCCAUGCCCUACCAGUGCGCCCUGGACGUCGCCCAGCUCAUCACCCUGCCCGACGUGAUGGAGAGCCUGGGGCUGGGCCCCAACGGGGGCCUCAUCUACUGCAUGGAGUACCUGGAGGCCAACUCCGACUGGCUGCAGGAGAGGCUGGCAGCCCUCAGGGGCCACUACUUCUUGUUCGACUGCCCAGGCCAGGUGGAGCUCUACACCCACCACCGUGCCCUCAAGAACGUCCUCGCCCAGCUGGCCAAGUGGAACUUCAGGCUGGCUGCAGUGCACUUGGUGGAUUCUCACUACUGCACAGACCCUGGCAAGUUCAUCUCUGUGCUCUGCACCUCCCUCUCCACCAUGCUGCACGUGGAGCUGCCCCACGUCAAUGUCCUCUCCAAGAUGGACCUGAUCGAGCAGUACGGGAAGCUGGCUUUCAACCUGGAUUACUACACAGAGGUCCUGGACCUCUCUUACUUGGUUGACCAUUUGGCCUCUGACCCCUUCUUCAGGAGCUAUCGGCGCCUCAACGAGAAGCUGGUGGAGGUGAUCGAGGAGUACAGCCUGGUGUCCUUUGUGCCACUCAACGUCCAGGACAAGGCCAGCAUGCGGCAGGUGCUGCAGGCAGUGGACAAGGCCAACGGCUGCUGCUUUGGAGAGCAGGAGCACAGGAGCCUGGAGGCCCUCAUGUCGGCAGCAGUGGGAGCUGAUUUCCACUUCACUUCCACGCUUGCAGUGCAGGAGAAGUAUUUGCAAUCUCAGGACAAAGCCGUGGAGGAAGAGGUGAUGGAGCUGUGACACACCCACCCCUGCCAUCGCUGCUCCCACACCUCUGCUUUUCCUACCAGCAGCUGGAAGCACCUCAGCGUCCUGUGACUCAGCCCAGGCAAAGGCCUGUCCAGGCAGAGGGCUCCCUGCUGGACUCCCUCCCUGGCAGGGUCUGACCUCUGCCGCUGCAGCCCAGCUGCACAGGGCAGUGCUUUUGUGCUCCUCACCAAGGCCAGCCCAAGCCUUCCCUUGGGAGCGAGCUGGGUUCAGGCAGGUGGAGGAGAGAAGCAGGAUGGAGGGGACUGACCUCUGCCAAGACUCCUCCCGAGGAGGAGAAAGACAAAUCAAUUGGAGCUGUCUGCUGCAGGGAGACUUGAGCCACAAGUUCUGUGUCCCACAGAGGAGGAGCUUGUGUGGCCUGGUGCUCAGAGGCCAAGGAGCCUUUGACCUCUCUCGGGGAGGACAAACCAGGGCUGGUUUGUUUCUAAAUAAUGAGGGACUCUUUCUUAAUAAAACAAAACCUUCCUCUCUCUUUCA
This is a messenger RNA of Pogoniulus pusillus (Red-fronted tinkerbird), 1559 nucleotides long. RefSeq names its product GPN-loop GTPase 2 (gene GPN2). Lineage: Eukaryota; Metazoa; Chordata; Aves; Piciformes; Lybiidae. The transcript is spliced from 6 exons. Gene Ontology annotation, molecular function: GTPase activity. The record is from RefSeq and is a predicted model, not a curated record. Gene Ontology annotation, cellular component: cytoplasm. Bases 114 to 1052 code for a protein of 312 amino acids.